UCUUUCCUAUUUUCUUCGAAACGAGAACCAUUCUAUCAAAAACCAUGCCGGCUUCGUCGUUCGUCAGUUCCGCUGGAUAAUCUCUUCCAUUGCUGCUCGCUCUUUAAUGGCGAUCUGAGGGCUUCUCCAUCCGUUCUUCCCCACCGCUUUCUCGGUUUCUUGGUUUUUCAGCUGUUGAAGAUCAUUUCAUACAAUGGCAACUGCUCCAAAUGUUGAAGUUGAGGCUGCUAAGUUUCUACUUAAACUUAUUCAAGAAUCGCCAGAUGAGCCUGCCAAACUAGCAACUAAACUAUAUGUGAUCUGUCAACACAUGAAAUUAAGUGGAAAGGAACAGUCAUUACCAUAUCAAGUAAUAUCAAGAUCGUUGGAAACUGUUAUAAAACGGCAUAAUCUUGAUAUCAAUACUCUGAAGACCUCAAAUGGUGGACUUUGAUAAACAUUUCGACUCUAUCAGUUAGACAAGGAAGAAGUAGAAUAGUUGCUGCUUUCAAAGUUAUGUGGUGCCAAUAGAUUCCAGAGUUCUUUCAAGUAAGUAAUGGCAUUUUCGCAAAAUUAUAUUUUCCAAAUCAGUCGUUAUUCAUAAGACAACUUUAGGAUGUGGUUUUGUACAUUUCGAAGGCUAUUAUUCAUUUGGGAAAUGUACUUAGAAGUCUGAUUUGCAAGAAUGGCAACCCACAUAAAUUUGUCGUGAA
Molecule: messenger RNA, 692 nt
Organism: Dioscorea cayenensis subsp. rotundata (Guinea yam)
Lineage: Eukaryota; Viridiplantae; Streptophyta; Magnoliopsida; Dioscoreales; Dioscoreaceae
Product: chromatin structure-remodeling complex protein SYD-like
Exons: 4
Coding region: 194-433 (79 amino acids)
Source: RefSeq, a predicted model, not a curated record